Messenger RNA from Podospora anserina S mat+, 300 nucleotides. RefSeq lists its product as uncharacterized. The transcript has a single exon. The record is from RefSeq and is a predicted model, not a curated record. NCBI's taxonomy places the organism in Eukaryota, Fungi, Ascomycota, Sordariomycetes, Sordariales, Podosporaceae. The coding region runs from base 1 to 300 and encodes 99 amino acids.
AUGGCAGCCUCGAAAAGAGACGAACAAAGAUGGCGGUGGCUCCAACAAUAUGGCCCUCGCCCAGACGCGUGGAUCGACAGCUGUGAACCCAUCGAGAAUCGAUUCAAGGUUGCCGAAGGCAGUCAUCUGUACAAGAUGCUGCCAAAAUCCCCAGCUGUUCAGCCAACAUUAGAGUACGCAUAUCGCCCCGUCAGAGUUGCUGAAGGGGUCAACCUUUACAAGAUGGCGCGUGAAGUGGUCCAGCCAGCGCUGGACCGCCAAUAUCAUCCCGGGGGCCAUUGCCAACUCAUCUAUCAGUAA